This is a messenger RNA of Leptomonas pyrrhocoris, 2639 nucleotides long. Its product is annotated as putative Trypanothione synthetase. Lineage: Eukaryota; Euglenozoa; Kinetoplastea; Trypanosomatida; Trypanosomatidae. The coding region runs from base 681 to 2639 and encodes 652 amino acids. Gene Ontology annotation, molecular function: ligase activity. The record is from RefSeq and is a predicted model, not a curated record. The transcript has a single exon.
AGGUUUUCUGUUCGCGUAACCUUUUGGCUUUAUCUUUUUCUUAUUUCCUUCCCAUUUCACCUCCUUUCACACCCCGCCCACGUGCCAUCCACAACGUGUUGGGUAUAUUCAAUUUUUCGCCCUGCACGUCUUAUUGACUCUGUUCUUUUCUCUUGUCUUUUUUCGUUGGUGAUCACCUACCGGUGCGUUUGUGAAACGCACACCGUGUAAUUCUCUUCUUCGUUUAAUCGCUCGUGCGGGUUUCGCCCUCUGUGUUUAGUCGACAACUUUUCCUUUACUAUUCCGACCUCCCCCCUAACAGGAUAGUUGCAGCACUUUUCGUGUUUCCUUUUCUAUAUAGCGAGUCAGCGAAGAGUAGAACAGAAAGGUGUUUAUUAUUAUUACAAGCUGCGUGCGCAUGCGUUAAUGGUUUCUCUCUUUUAAUCUGUUUUUUUUUGUUGUUGUUGAAAAGAAAUUCUUCUUUUUCGGGGCGGCCGUUGAGUGAAACCUAUUCGUGCGCUCUCGCUCCUUCCAUUUUGCUUAUCCCUUCGUUAAGCGUAUUUAUCUCCCGCCCAUUAUUUAUCGGACUUCUGUACUAGCGGUUCUUCCCGAUUACUACUAUUAUUAUUACUAUUAAUAUUACCAUUGCUGUUACUAUUAUUGUGAACUCCAACCGCAACGACCCACAAAAAAGAAUAACGAUGACCUCGUCUGCACGCGUGCCCGUGAGCUUCGAGAAGCCCGACCACCUCCCGUUCGGCGAGAUUCAAGGCUACGCCCCUGGUCACAUCCCCGCCUACAGCAACAAGCACGACCAUUUCUUCUCCGGCGAGCGCAGCAUCGACGGCAGCGUCUUCUGCGGCUUUAAGUACCAGUGCGUGGAGUUCGCGCGGCGCUGGCUGCUCGAGCGGAAAGGGUUAGUGCUACCGGACGUGAACUGGGCCUGCCACAUCUUCCAGCUGAAGACCGUGAAGGACGCGGUGACGGCAGAGGAUGCGCCGGCGGUGGCGGUGCGCAACGGUACCGAGGCGCGGCCCGAGCCGGACACACUCAUUAUUUACCCUUCCUCAGAGACGAACACCGUGGGCCAUGUCGGGGCCAUCACGGAGGUGGGCGAGGACUACGUCUGCGUGGCGGACCAGAACUACCGCUUUCACAAGUGGACGUCGUCCUACUCGUACAAACUGAAGCUGGAGCACCAGGACGGGCUGUGGACCAUCAUCGACGACAUCGACCCGAACGACGUCGAAAUCCCACUCGGGUGGGUCACCUUCCCCGGCUACGAGAAUCGCCCCGAAGACGCCGCGCCGGUCAAGGUGCACCCCGACCUGUACUUCCUACCCCCGCCGGAGCCCUAUCUGCUCCGUCGGACCUACGAGCCAGUGGAGACCAAGCCGAACUGGCUGGAUAUGAACGACCCUGCCGAGAAGCUCUUCGUGCAGGAGUUCGGCAUGGACGUCAGCCGCUCCCGCCUGAAGGAGUCCACCGUGAACUACUACGAGUGCGACUACGAGUUCAACAUUCGCUGCGGCGCCUACGCGAUGCAGCUGCACUCCAUCUUCAUGGAAGCCACCGCCCAGGUGAUCCACGACGAUGAGAAGCUGCGCACCUUUGCGAUUCCCGAGGAGCUGUGGCCUCGCAUGCGGCACUCCUGGAAGUUCCAGCAGACCUUCAUCUCUGGUCGCUUCGACUUCGCCUUCAACAACGAGACGCACGAGAUGAAGUGCUUCGAGUACAACGCCGACAGCGCGUCGACGCUGCUGGAGUGCGGCCGUAUUCAGCAGAAGUGGGCAGAGUCGGUGGGCCUGGACAAGGAGGGCACCCGCGGCUCCGGCUGGGUGGUGGAGCGCAACUUGAAGAUGGCCUGGGCCAAUUGCGGUGCGACGGGCCGUGUGCACUUCUUGGUGGAUGAGGACAACGAGGAGCGGUACACUGCUCUCUACUGUAUGCAGGCGGCGGAGGCGGUGGGCCUGGAGGGGAAGCUGUGUGUCAUGUUCGACGAAUUCCACUUCAACGCGGAGGGCUACGUGGAGGACAGCGACGGGGUGCGGGUGCGCAAUGUGUGGAAGACGUGGAUGUGGGAGUCGGCCAUCAGCGACUACUUCGCGGCGGCGGCCGAGCGGGGGCCGAACUGGCACGCGACGCCCGCGGACAAGGUGCGCCUGUGCGAUUUGAUGCUCGGCAAGGACUGGGACAUCCUGUACUUUGAGCCGAUGUGGAAGCUCGUCCCCAGCAACAAGGCGAUCCUCCCCAUCAUCUACCACAACCACCCCGAGCACCCGGCGAUCCUGAAGGCCGAGUACGAGCUGACGGACGAGCUGCGGCGGGUCGGCUACGCGAAGAAGCCAAUCGUCGGGCGUGUCGGCCGCAAUGUGACCAUCACCGGCGGCUCCGGCGAGGUGCACGCCGAGACGACCGGCAACUUCGGCGAGCGGGAUAUGAUUUACCAGGAGCUCUUCCCCCUGACGAAGCAGGACGACUACUACGCGAUCAUCGGCGCGUGGAUGAUUGGCGAUGCCUUCGGCGGCACUGGUAUCCGCGAGGACAAAUCGAUUAUUACGGGGCUGGACAGCCCUUUUGCGGCGAUUCGUAUUAAGAUGAGCCGCAUUCCUCGUCCGCUGACACACAAAGAUCUGGACAAGAUGGCCGAGGAUGAGUAG